Phycomyces blakesleeanus NRRL 1555(-) is the source of this 1850-nucleotide messenger RNA. RefSeq lists its product as hypothetical. The transcript has a single exon. NCBI's taxonomy places the organism in Eukaryota, Fungi, Mucoromycota, Mucoromycetes, Mucorales, Phycomycetaceae. The record is from RefSeq and is a predicted model, not a curated record. Bases 31 to 1803 code for a protein of 590 amino acids.
AAAAAAACAUAGAAGUAUAAGAAUCAGAAUAUGCUUCGUCCAGCAAAGAUCUUUGCGUCCUUUCACCAGCUGCGGCAUUACAUACACAAUCGUGUGAGCGAGCUGGUGCAUCCAAUCGUCAAGGUCGCCCCAACCCCAAUCCAAUGGAAACCACCCUCAGGUCCACCUACAGCAGUGUCAGGAGUACCGGCUCCACACACAACCGGCACAACAAAUACAACGACGGCAACAGCAAGUAUCAAAUUAUUGCUAGCCAAUCAAGAGCACCAGAAACUACUUUUUGUGCUCCAACAGCAAUUCCCAAUCGUCAAGAUAUUCUCAGCUCCAUUCCAUCGCCCCUGUCCAGUGUCGUUUACAAGAGCCACGACCCAGCAGAACCUUGGCCUCUAUUAUCAAACUCAGUUUCGUCGAACCAUCACAUCCUUUUCUUCUGGUACUCACAGUGGCACACCCGUCACAUUCUCAUGCGGAUUUCCCCGUACAGCCACAGUCGGUUAUGCGCGAGUGCCUUUUGCGGCCCGCCAGUUCUCUACCGCCAAAUCCCCGUUAAUGGUAUUCCAGGGCCCCACCACAACAACUACAACCAACACAACUGCUCAGCAGGCCAAUACGGUGUUUAGUCAUGUAUCUUCUCGAAUCUUCUCUCCGAUCGGAUCCAAAUUAGGUCCAGCAAAAGACGAAAAUGAUCCUAAUGAUAAAGCCAAAAGUGAUUCUCAAGACAAUUCUACCUCUGGUUCUGGAUCUGUUUUCAAAAACAGCAUCAAUGGUUUGAAUGGCCGUAGUAAAUCAGUCAAGGAACAUUACCAUCAGAAGGAGCCCCUGGAGGCCUACAACCGUCUUGCUCGCCAUGAGAUAAAGGGAAUCUACGACCUUGUGUUUUCGCCUGUCCAGAAGCAUGCGGCUGGUCUUGUGCGUCGUGAAUCUGUCAGUCGGAUCCGACACUGUCCUCCUGCUCCUCAAAAGAGUUUUACGCCUUACGAUUACAUCUGCCACCAGGAUUUCACAGUCCAGUCGACAGGGCUUGCCAAACGGUUCUUACACCCCCGACAAUGUCAGAGGACAAAAGAACCUCCUGAUCCCCGGCACGUCUUCAGGGGUACCGAUCCGCCAGAUCACCACCACAAUCAACAACAACAACAACAAAAUCACCAUCGCAACAAUAAUUACAAUAACAGAAAUUAUAAUUAUUCUGUCUAUAUUUCUAUACCCCUCGAUUCUAUUCAGAUGACAGAUUGGGAAGUCGAGUCACUCUCGGUGUCCAUAAAAUCGAUUGCCUCCCUUUGCUCGCAUUAUCAACAUCUGCUUUCUCUCCUACAUCGUUUAUACCGCCACGCGGAUUUUGAGAGUCAGCUUCAAGGUUCUGAACUCAAAUUGUACUUUCCAUCCAGAGUAUUACAGAUUGAUGACAGUACGGAAUUCAAGAUAAACAGAAACAGAAACAGUACCAAUAUCAAUAGCAAUAUCAAUCCUAACUAUAGCCAUCAAAACAGUCGUCAUACUCUGGUUGACAUUGCACGGCAUUGGUUACGGUCUGUAGAUCUUGAUCCGGAAGAUAACAAUGCACGUUUUGUUGUCAAGCAGACAGACCCCCAGAAAGAAAAAGAAAAAGAAAAAGAAGAAGAAGUGUAUGACGAGACUUAUUUUCAACAACAAGAAAAAGAAUAUGAUCAUGGUGAUUAUCAUCGGUAUGAUAAAAAGGCUAUGGGACCAGAGUACUUUAGGGGUAUCCAGCAGUUUCUGGAUCAUGUAGAUGAUCUUAUUGAGACCGGACCAGCGUUUGGACCUUCGUUUGGGCAACAUUAAAACAUAAAAGAAAAGAAAAAAAAAAGAUAAAUAAAGCCAUUCAAUAU